Uranotaenia lowii is the source of this 834-nucleotide messenger RNA. RefSeq lists its product as uncharacterized. NCBI's taxonomy places the organism in Eukaryota, Metazoa, Arthropoda, Insecta, Diptera, Culicidae. Bases 190 to 504 code for a protein of 104 amino acids. The transcript has 3 exons. The record is from RefSeq and is a predicted model, not a curated record.
UGCUGGCCGGAACUACGAAAAUACGCGGAACAACAUUAUUAACUUUUAACAUUUCCAUAUCAGCGGUAAAUCAUCCUGUGCUUUAAACAACAAAAACAGAUGCAGCGAUUUAACAUUAUCGUAACUGCCAACUAUCGCCCAGUGUAUCCGUAGCUGCCUUUCUUGUCCCAGAAUCAUCAGCAGCAAGUCAUGAUAACCGUUGAUCGAGGGAAACAAAUUGCUAUGCCCAAAGAAGUGUAUGCGGAAGAACGGGGCAAGCAGCAGAAAAAAGUAAGCAGCAUCCCGGAAAUCGUUCGAUUCCUCGAACCAACUGAAAGAGUGACGCAGCCGAUUGUAAGCUCAAGUUCGACCUUGAGGAGGACCAGCUGGUGCGGACAAAAUAAACGGUUGAGGUGCAAACGAACUAUCAAAUCAAUGAGGUUCGUUGAAUUGCUGAUCAGUGGUUUCCCCUACAACAGUUCACUUUUAUGGAAGCUACUUCAAACAGGAGGAAAAGUACAGUAAAUUCGAGUGAAAUCCCCCCAAUUUCAUUUAUCCUCUGCAGGCUGUUACUGGGAGCCACGCUGUUUUUGGAAUCAUAGUCGCUCGGAAGGUUUAUGAGCUACACCGGUAAGCGGUCUAACUUUUGUAGAAGGAUUCCAAAAAAAAAACAGGAAUAUAACUUGAAAAGAAGAUUAGUGAUCACGUGGCUACAUUAAAGCCAGAAUUUGAAAUUGUGAAAACAGGUCAGCAUAGGCAGUUUGUUUCUCUGAUUAGUUUUUAAAGCGAAAUCAAACGGGUAAAAAUCUAAAAAUGUCAGAUAUGUAUCCCAGUGAAAACAGCCCUCCGAAAUGG